Amblyraja radiata (thorny skate) is the source of this 2316-nucleotide messenger RNA. It is a transcript of the gene alg8, whose product is annotated as ALG8 alpha-1,3-glucosyltransferase. Gene Ontology annotation, molecular function: dolichyl pyrophosphate Glc1Man9GlcNAc2 alpha-1,3-glucosyltransferase activity. The transcript is spliced from 13 exons. Bases 51 to 1622 code for a protein of 523 amino acids. Gene Ontology annotation, cellular component: endoplasmic reticulum membrane. NCBI's taxonomy places the organism in Eukaryota, Metazoa, Chordata, Chondrichthyes, Rajiformes, Rajidae. Gene Ontology annotation, biological process: protein N-linked glycosylation; dolichol-linked oligosaccharide biosynthetic process. The record is from RefSeq and is a predicted model, not a curated record.
CUGGCAGCAGCUGCAGUGUGAGUUUGAAUAAAGUUGUGUGAGAGACAGCAAUGGCGGUGUCUAGGAUGUGGAGUUGGUUGCUGCCGCUGGUCAUCGGUGUGACUCUCUUCAAGUGUCUGCUUAUCCCGGCUUAUUACUCAACAGAUUUUGAAGUCCACAGAAACUGGAUGGCCAUUACUUACAGUUUACCUAUGUCAAAGUGGUAUUAUGAAGAGACCUCAAGGUGGAGAUUGGAUUAUCCACCUUUUUUUGCAUGGUUUGAAUACUACCUUUCUUACUAUGCACAAUUUUUCGAUAAGGAAAUGCUGGUUGUCAAGAACUUGAAUUAUGCCAGCGACGCAACUGUACUGUUUCAGCGGCUUUCAGUGAUCUCCGCGGACAUGGUGUUCAUUUUUGGAGUAGUAGCGUGUUGUCAGAAUAUAAAAAGAACAAAAGAAUCAAAGGAUAUAUUGGAGAAGCCAGACUUCAUACUUGCAGUGCUGUUGCUUUGCAACUUUGGAAUACUGAUUAUUGAUCAUAUUCAUUUCCAAUACAACGGCUUCUUAUUUGGCAUGUUGUUUCUUUCAAUUGUAAAGAUGUUUAAGGGAAGACCUGUGGAUAGUGCUUUAAUAUUUACAAUCCUGAUGAACUUUAAACACAUCUUUAUUUAUGUGGCUCCUGCCUAUGGUAUUUACCUGCUACGUUCAUACUGCUUCGCUGAGAAUAAACCAGAUGGAUCAGUCCAGUGGAGAAGUUUCAACUUUCUGCGGUUUAAUGUCUUGGGAUUUAUAGUCUGUGCUGUUUUUGCUGUUUCAUUUGGACCCUUCAUAGUCAUGGGUCAGCUGACUCAGGUGCUUGCACGACUUUUCCCCUUCCAGCGAGGCCUCUCUCAUGCAUAUUGGGCCCCAAAUUUCUGGGCUCAGUACAAUGGAGCGGACAAAGUACUGUCUGUCAUUGGUGUGAAGCUGCAGUUACUGGCUCCCGCCAACAUUUCAAACGCAUCAAUGACAGGAGGCUUAGUACAGAAGCACCUACAUGCCGUCUUGCCUUCAGUGUCACCAUUGGCAACCUUGGUCUGUACAUUGCUGUCAAUCACGCCUGCUCUUUGUAAUAUUUGGCUGAAACCUCGAGGACCUAGAGGAUUCCUUCAGUGCCUGAUUCUUUGCGCAUUGGGUUCAUUCAUGUUUGGCUGGCAUGUUCAUGAAAAAGCCAUUCUCAUCUCUAUACUGCCUUUGAGCUUGUUUGCCGUGGAAAAUAGAAACGAUGCUGGAAUAUAUUUCAUUUUAGCAACAACAGGGCAUCUUUCCCUCUUCCCACUUAUCUUCACAAUGCCAGAAAUGCCAAUUAAAAUGUGCCUCAUGCUGUUCUUCACUGUAUAUAGUUUCUCUGCUCUGAAUGCUUUAUUCAGGAACGAAGGAACACUUCUAAACUGGUCUGAAUGCAUUUACCUCAGUGGUCUUAUCCCCCUGGAAGUUAUUUGCGAGAUCAUCUACCCUCAUACGCGCUGGCAUGAGAGGUUCCCCUUUCUCCCAUUGAUGUUUCUCUCCGUGUAUUGUUCACUGGGAAUUACCUACGCUUGGAUCAAACUGUAUAUUUCAGUCCUCAGGGAGCCGACAUUGGUUAAGAAGAUGAAAGUAAUAUAGUUAAUGGAUUUGUUCAACUUGUGAAUGUGUUAUUCAUUUGGAGUUGUGUUACAUGAAUCAUGAUAGAAUCAUGGGCAAUAAAGUAAUUAUGGGUGAAAUACUGGAAGCCAAAAUGUCACUAACAAAUUAUGAAUGCUAAUUAAAAUUACAGUACUGAAACUGUGAUGUAGAUCUUAUUCUGUGAUCGACAGAAUGUAGGGAAGAGCAUGAAUUUUCCAAUGAUCUUUUUCUUGUUUUUAUAACAGCACCUAAUAUUGUGAUGGUGUUGCGUUUUUAAUGAAUUAUGAAUUUUAAUUUCACAAUCCCAUAUUUUUGACCCAUUCCUGUGAAUCAUAAAUGUUGCUCUCCUAUGCAUAUCUCCUACACAUUGGAUGCUAUGUGCUUCCAAUGUGUUCUGCAAUGCAUAAAAAAUAUGCAUUUCUAUCUAUUUUUAACAUAUGUUAUGAAACAAGUCUGUAUCAUUCCUGUAAUACCUGCAUUCAUUUUUUCCUUAAAGGAAGUUGAUGUGUUUAUACGAGUUUGUUCUUGGUUGGGUAUUUUUUUAAACAAACGUGUUAAAGAUAAAUUUAAGAACCAAAAAUAAUUCUGUUAUGAAUACAGUGGUCAUGAGUCAAUGUAAAUGUUACAUGGACAAGUAUGUGUUUUGUAAAUAUAAAAUCCUUCAGUAUAUUUAAAUUAAAUCGUGUUGGAGAAA